GUUACGACAUCUCUACCGUAGUUUAUUCAAUUUCAUAUAGUUUAACCUCGCGACGGUCGAUAUUAUCGGAAUGACGUGUGUCUAGAAGCCGAGUUACCGGUAACUGUGGAGUGCGGAUACCAGAGCACCACGGCCGCGUGGCCACUAGACUUCGAGCCAGUGGUAGCCUGGGGACGGAAGCUCUAUCCGCCCCCGAGGACCAUGUUCGGCCUUCACCACCAUCACCAGGAGCCCGCGGGUCUGCACCACCACCAUCACCACCACCAUCAACCCCGGGGCCCCGUCACGGGCCUCAAGGAGGAACCUCUCACCUCCAGUCAACUGGCGGCCGCUCGGGCAUGGAUGCAACCGGGAGUCGUCGAGCAGACCAGCACGGGGGUUGGGCGGGCGCACUUCGAGAAGCAACCUCCCAGCAACCUCCGCAAGUCUAACUUCUUCCACUUCGUCAUCGCCUUGUACGACCGGGCCGGACAGCCUAUAGAGAUAGAGAGGACGGCCUUCAUCGGGUUCAUCGAGAAGGAUCAGGAAGCUGAAGCUCAAAAGACGAACAAUGGUAUCCACUACAGGCUUCAGCUGCUUUAUGCGAGUGGUGCCCGCCAGGAGCAGGACAUCUUUGUCAGGCUCAUCGACUCUGUCACCAAACAGGCGAUAAUCUAUGAAGGCCAGGACAAGAACCCGGAAAUGUGCAGAGUCCUUCUCACCCACGAGGUCAUGUGCAGUCGGUGUUGUGACAAGAAGAGUUGUGGCAAUAGGAACGAAACCCCCUCAGACCCAGUCAUCAUCGAUAGGUGA
This is a messenger RNA of Homalodisca vitripennis (glassy-winged sharpshooter), 792 nucleotides long. RefSeq names its product transcription factor collier (gene kn). Lineage: Eukaryota; Metazoa; Arthropoda; Insecta; Hemiptera; Cicadellidae. The record is from RefSeq and is a predicted model, not a curated record. The transcript is spliced from 6 exons. Bases 202 to 792 code for a protein of 196 amino acids. Gene Ontology annotation, molecular function: RNA polymerase II cis-regulatory region sequence-specific DNA binding; DNA-binding transcription factor activity, RNA polymerase II-specific. Gene Ontology annotation, biological process: regulation of transcription by RNA polymerase II.